AUGGCGGAAAGAUUAACACAGGUUAAAGACCACAUUGUCUCAGCAAUAGCACCGUCCGUAACGGACGCGAGACCAGAUGACGUGGUGAUUGUGAUGGCGUAUAGGUCGGCAAUCGCCAAAGGAUUUAAAGGCGGCUUCAAAAACGUGCAUUCGGACUAUUUGGUGCACCAGUUUCUACUAGAAUUUUUCGAAAAUGCUCCGGCUGCCGUUCGUGAUAAUAAGGGUUUUAUCCAGGAAGUGGCAUGCGGCAAUGUUUUGAAUCCAGGAGCAGGGGCCACCGAGCAUCGGGCUGCGUGCUUAGCCGCUGGGGUGCCCUACACUGCACCUUUCGUGGCCAUUAACCGGCAGUGCUCUUCGGGGCUUGCCGCCAUCAACGACGUGGCAAACAAGAUCAGAGUGGGCCAGAUAGAUGCUGGUUUGGCCCUGGGUGCAGAGUCGAUGACUAAGAAUUAUGGGCCGCAAGCUCUGGGCAAUGUCUCAGAGGAGCUGAAGCAGAAUAAAAGUGCACGCAAGUGCAUGAUCCCCAUGGGGUUCACGAACGAAAAUGUGAGUCACAAGUUUCAUAUCUCCAGACAGAGCCAGGACCAGUUUGCAGCCGAGUCCUACCGUAAAGCAGAGAACGCGGUUUCACAAGGACUGUUCCAAGAUGAGAUCCUACCUAUUCGUUUGCCGGAUGGAACUGUUAUCGCAACCGACGAGGGUCCUCGGAAGGGCGUAACUGCUGAAAACCUCGGCACACUUAAGCCAGCAUUUAUCAAGGAUGGUGGAACAACAACGGCCGGUAACGCAUCCCAGAUAUCGGACGGUGUUGCAGCCGUCUUGCUAACGAGGCGUUCUGUAGCGGAGUCAAUGGAGCUCCCCAUUCUUGCCAAGUAUGUCGCAUGCCAAGUGGUCGGCGUACCACCUGAAAUUAUGGGCGUCGGGCCCGCAUACGCGAUUCCAAAGGUGCUGCAAGAUUGUAAGCUGAAAUUGGAAGAAAUUGACGUAUUUGAGAUUAACGAGGCGUUUGCUGGCCAAGCACUCUAUUGCAUUGACAAAUUGCAAAUUCCGUUUGAAAAAGUCAAUCCCAGAGGCGGUGCAAUUGCACUGGGGCACCCGCUAGGUUGCACAGGUGCCAGACAAGUAGCCACGAUCUUGAGGGAGCUGAAACCCGGCCAAAUAGGCCUAGUGAGCAUGUGUGUGGGGACCGGGAUGGGAGCCGCUGCUGUUUUCGUUAAAGAGUGA
This is a messenger RNA of Lachancea dasiensis, 1224 nucleotides long. NCBI's taxonomy places the organism in Eukaryota, Fungi, Ascomycota, Saccharomycetes, Saccharomycetales, Saccharomycetaceae. The record is from the annotation of a GenBank genome assembly.